CCAUGUGCUUGUGUGUGCCUGCAUAUUCUGACUUAUAGAGAAAGGGUUUUUUGUCAAGCGUUCCAGCCCCUAACUACAGUUGCCAUUUAGAGUCUCACAGAGUGAGAGUUAGUGUUAUAUGACAGAGCCAAAAUGUUGGACGACAUCAAGAAGCGGUUUGAAUUUCCUAAUGCAGUUAUUCAGUCACAGGCAGUGGGUCAUCUGAUUGCUGCUGUAUUGAAAGAAAAUGUUUCUUCGGAGAAGAUCCAACAGGCGUCUGACCAGACUCCGGCGCUGAACUUGCUUUGGGAGAAGUGCUGCAGUGAGAAUGUUGCCUUACGAACAGCCUGCUCUGAGGGGUUGGUGGCACUUGUUGCAGAGAAACAUGCCGAGCUUGACUAUGUUCUUCAUGGAGCUCUCAACCUCAUUCCCUCAGCGAGGAAUGUGCAUGGUUUAGUAAAAACUAUUUGGAAAUUACUGCAAAUUCAAGCUAUUCAACUGGGAAAAGAUGGAGAUGAGGCUGUUUGGAAUCUGUAUGGAAUCAGGAACACUCCUCAUCCGUUAAUCAAUGUCCUUGAAAACAGACCUGAUUGCUGGCCCGUUCUACUGCAGCAGAUAACAGUAUUUUUCCAUCAGUGUCCAGAAAGGGCACAGAGUUCAUGUGUUGGCAUAAUGGCUCCAUUUCUAAGAUACCUGUAUUGCGAACCAUCUCAGUUACGGGAAUAUGCUGAACUGCGAAUGGGUUUACUUAAGAUCUUACUUCAGCCUCAUGGUCCAAAGCACAAAGAAGCACCCUCCAUGCUGGAAUGCCAGAUUCUUCAACUUCUGUGUGAUUUGAUUCCGCAUCUUCAGCUUAAAGACUUACUGCAAGUUACAGAAGCCUUGUUUUUUCUGCAAGAGCUAUUCCUUAGCCUACUGCGCUAUCCCAUGUUUUGGAAAGUUCAGUUAUCCCAGUUUUGUCUGCAACUGUUAUGCUUCUGUGAAGUGUGCUUAAAUGUAACGGGAGAAUGCUCAUCUUUGAUGGCCUUAAUAGAGGACAACUUUGAGCUCUUAAAAGAGGUAUUUCCAGUGGAACAGUAUAUAAUUGGGCUAGCACUUCUACUGUUGCAAACACCAGAAAGUCAGCAGAAGUCUGUCUUGAGUCUAGCCUACAAGCUCCUUUCGUAUUCAGAAACUCAGAACAUCUCAACCACAGCUCUUACUUUGGUGAUGCCUGUGCUACAGAUCUUAUCUUCUGCAACAGUUGGGGACUGCCUAUCAGAGGAUGAUUCUGGGACUACCAGGCAGCAGCUGGCUGUAAACCUUUUGGGAAUAUUACAGAAGAUUGGUGUGAAGGACAAAAAGGAAUUGGUGUCCUGCAAACUCCUUUUCCCCAUAACCAACUCUUACAGCUCAUUGCAUACAACCUGGAAGAUCAUAGAGCUCAUGAAAGAGAAGUCUGCAGUUACUAACUGGUUAUCUUCAGUGAAAUCACUGCUACCUGUUACAACUCAAGUCCCUGCCCAUGUUUUUCUUCUGCUGGCUUAUCUACUGAUCCAAGAAAACGGAGACAGUCUUCGUGAUGUACUCCAGGCUACUACAGAAAUAGCCAAGGCUGAUUGUUCUCAGGUCCCAAAUCUGAUCCCAGUUCUGAUAUUUAAAUUGGGAAGACCUUUGGAGCCUGCACUUUACAGGGAUAUAUUGUAUACGUUGCCUACACUGGGUGUACACAAGGUUUGUGUAGCUCAGAUUCUGCGUGCCAUACACAUGCUGGGGAGCACGCCAAAGCUUAGAGCAAUUACUUUGCGGCUGAUGACAUCCUUAUGGGAAAGACAGGAUCGAAUUUACCCAGAGUUGCAGAAGUUCUUGGCAAUGUCUGAUAUGCCCUCUUUGUCUGUUGACAAAGAUGCUCAAUGGGAAAAGCUGAUUGCUAAAGCUGCUUGUAUAAGAGAUAUAUGUAGGCAGAGGCCAUACCAGCAUGGAGCAGACAUGUUGGCUGCAAUUUCCCAGGUAUUAAAUGAAUGCACAAAACCUGAUCAAGCUUCACCUGCUGCCAUAGUGUUACAGGGUCUUCAGGCACUGUGUGAGGCUGAGGUUGUUUGCAUCCGUUCUACAUGGAAUGCUCUGUCACCAAAGCUAAGCUGUGAUAAAAGACCCCUCAUUUUAAAAGCGUUGAAUGAAUUGUUUGCCCUGGUUCCCUCGUUAACAGUGAAUACAAACGAAUAUGAGAAAUUCAAAGCUCAAGUUAUCAGCUUCCUUUGGAACAACACACAAAACAAGGAUGCUGUUGUAGCUAUUUCUGCCUAUAAAUCACUCUCAUCAUUUGGCGCUGAAGAACAUACAAUUCUUCAUCUUCCUGAACAGGCACGACAAGAAGUUGACUCACUGGAGGAGGCAGACAUGAAUGAAGAUGAAGAAGAAGAGAAGGAGGCAGAUCUUUUUGUUCCAGGUUCUUCAUAUAUCAAGCUGUUGUCUCUAACACCAGCUUCUGUUCUAGGAGCAUUUGAAGAGUUUGCAGCAUCACUUGUGAAACAGGAGAUGACCAACAUGCCCCGUGGUGUGUAUCAUUCUGCCUUGAGAGGAGGGAGCACACGCUCAGACCAGGGGAAGACCGUGGCAGGUGUUCCAAACUUCUUGCUGAAAAUGUAUGAGAGGAACAAACAACCAGGCAUGACACCGGGCCUUGCAGCUGGCAUGCUGUUGUGUUACGACCUUCCUAUCCAUGUGGGCAAAGACGGCAAGCCCAUUCAUCGCUUUCUGGCCAGCAGGGGGCGCAAUUUCCAGCAGACGUUGGUGGCCCUCAUUCACGAGGUGAGUUGCUGGCUGCCCUUCCUUUCCCUGUGCUUCUUGCCCUGCCUUACCACCUCACUUGUUUAUGAGAAUUAG
Molecule: messenger RNA, 2844 nt
Organism: Egretta garzetta (little egret)
Lineage: Eukaryota; Metazoa; Chordata; Aves; Pelecaniformes; Ardeidae
Gene: FOCAD
Product: focadhesin
Exons: 21
Coding region: 133-2844 (903 amino acids)
Biological process (GO): regulation of post-transcriptional gene silencing
Source: RefSeq, a predicted model, not a curated record